AAAAUAUAAUAACACUUCCUUCAGAUAUAACAAUACAUAAAGAAACUCUAACAAACCUAAUUGAUUUUGUUUAUUCAGAUUUGAUUGAAAAUUCUGGCAAUACUAAUUAUAUGAUUAGCAAAGCAAUCUUAACUCCUAAAAAUAUCAAUGUUGAAAUUAUUUCAGAUAUUAUAAUGAAAAUAAUAUCUGGUGAAGUUAUUUUAUAUCCUAGUGCUGAUUUAGUAAAUUUACCAGAUGAUAGUACAUUAAAGUUAGAAAUACCCAUCAUUCUCCUACGAAACUUAAAUCCAUCAGAAGGUCUUUGUAAUAGAACUAGACUGAUUUGUCGUGGGUUUCAAAGUAGAGUUAUUGAUGCUGAGAUUAUAACAGGAUCACAUAUUGGUAAAUGUGUAUUUAUUCCAUGUAUUACAUUAACUCUAUCAGAAACUAAAUUACCCUUCAUUUUAAAUCAGCGUCAAUUUCCUAUAUGUAUUGCAUUUUCAAUGACAAUCAAUAAAUUACAAGGACAAACUUUAAACAGGGUUGGUAUUUAUUUACCUUAA
Molecule: messenger RNA, 542 nt
Organism: Funneliformis geosporum
Lineage: Eukaryota; Fungi; Glomeromycota; Glomeromycetes; Glomerales; Glomeraceae
Source: the annotation of a GenBank genome assembly